Molecule: messenger RNA, 1089 nt
Organism: Micromonas commoda
Lineage: Eukaryota; Viridiplantae; Chlorophyta; Mamiellophyceae; Mamiellales; Mamiellaceae
Exons: 1
Coding region: 1-1089 (362 amino acids)
Source: RefSeq, a predicted model, not a curated record
AUGUUUUGUCGCACCGGCCAGAUCACCAGCCAGAGACGUUUUAUUUCCACCCGCCGGGCGACACAGGGCAAGGCGCCUCGAAGGAUGCAGUCCGAACGUCAUGGGGACCCUUCCGCUGUCGGAAUCGGUGUCCCCGUGCACUUGAGGGAACACCUGCAUGCGCCGGACAGGGAGAUAUUCGAGGUCAAGGCGAAGCUUCAGGCCCUGACGAAGAGGCUCCAUCAGGCGGAACAGGACAGGGACGAGGCCCUUAAGGUUGCAGUUGCUGCUGAUGCUAGGAGGAAGGCGGCCGACGAGCACGCGUCACAGAAGCUCGAGAAGGUUCGGACACGCGCUGAGGCGGCGGAGCGCGCGGCUGAGUCGAGCGAGUUACUGGCAGACGCGACCAGCGCUGCUCUCCAGGAGAUGGAGAUUCGAGCCCAGACCGCUGAGGCUGAGCUUCACCGACAGACGGAGAGAGUGGCGCGACUGGAGGAGGCGUUGGAAAAACAGAGGGCGAAAGGUGUGACCCUCGAAGACGAUGUCGAUAUUCUCAGGCGUCGUGUGCGGAAUCUGGAGCGAGGAAUAUCGUCGUUCUCGAAGGCAUCGCAGACCGCGACGGAGGACUUUGUCGACUCGGGUCCGCGAGAGGAAGAUCACAGCUUCGGAGUCAAUGCGGCGGAGCUGCUCCGCGAGCUUGAAGACGUGGGGACUGAUGCGCACAUAGAUGCCACCGGGGCAGUACGUCGCGCCACCGCGAGGGAUCCCCGCGAGCCAGAGGGGCUAGGUGCCGAAAUCAUGCCACCGCGGUUGGAGGCGCCGGUCACAGUUCCCGAAGAUGAUUGGGGACCGGAUGCGUCAGACGACGAGGAGGCGGGGCAGCGUAGAGUCGAGGAGUGGGAUCAACCCGAGGCGAGUGAAGGGAGCGCACUGGUUGCCGUCGCGAGUGGAGAAGAUGUUGUAAACUUGGAGCAGGAAAGAGAGGAACGCGACACCCAAGAAUUCAAAGGACUCGAAGGACACGUCAUAGAGAGCGCAGGAGUGGGUGAAAUGGAAGACGAUGGAUGGGCCGGCGACGACCCGUCGUGGGUUGCAGACAAAGAACUGUAG